AUGUAUAUACGCCUUUAUUACAGAUAUCCAGUGUCCUACAAAGAAUCUUUGAACACAGUAUUAAUACAAGAAGCUAACCGCUAUAACAAACUGCUGAUCAUCAUAAGAUCAUCCUUAAAGGAUCUAUUGAAGGCUCUAAAAGGUCUGGUGGUGAUGUCUGAGGCUCUGGAGAACAUGGCCGGUAGCCUGGCCAGGAAUGUGGUGCCUUCGAUGUGGAGCUCGAAAGCAUACCCUUCUCUUAAACCCCUUGCUGCCUGGGUGAAGGACCUGUGUCUUCGCGUGGCCUUCAUGCAAGAAUGGGCAGCGCAAGGUAUUCCCAAGGUCUUUUGGAUAUCUGGCUUCUACUUCCCGCAAGCGUUCCUAACGGGAGCUCUGCAGAACUACGCCAGGAAACAUGUGAUUGCCAUCGAUACUAUCGCCUAUGCCUUUGAGGCACUAGCACAGCCUCCAGCUAAGAAGCCAGAAGACGGAUGCUGCGUCCGCGGUCUUUUUCUCGAGGGGGCGCGGUGGAACUUAAGUGAUAUGUCCUUGGAAGAGAGCAAACCCAAGGAACUGCAUAUAGAGAUGGCGAUUCUAUAUAUGAAGCCAGAACAGAAUCAUCGUCUUCAGCCGAACCAAUACGAGUGUCCCACAUACAAGACCUUGCUGCGAGCUGGUACGUUGUCCACAACUGGACAUUCCACCAACUACGUAAUGACCAUCGAACUGACAACGCAUAAACCACAACAACACUGGAUCAAAAGGGGCGUGGCUUUGUUCUGCGCGCUUGACUAUUAG
Molecule: messenger RNA, 777 nt
Organism: Spodoptera exigua (beet armyworm)
Lineage: Eukaryota; Metazoa; Arthropoda; Insecta; Lepidoptera; Noctuidae
Source: the annotation of a GenBank genome assembly